AUGGCUUCGGGCGCCGGUAAGGCUGCUCAGUCCCCCGGGUCGGGCUCCGGCAGCCUGAACGGAACUGCGGCAGAGUUCCCCAACAUCGAGCAGGAGCUCUACGACUACCAGAUGCACGGCAAGAUGUGCAAGAAGAUCGCUCAGCUCACCAAGGUGAUUUAUUCUCUGAAUAUGAGGAACGAGGAACAAGAGGCAGCCUUGCAGGCCUUAAGCCACGCCCACCACGACGAGCUGCACCGUAUCCUGAUGGAGACGUGCCACGAGGGGGAGGGGUCAGCGCUGAGGACACGCCUCCUCGAGCUGCAGGAGUCUCUGGAUGAGCAGCAGCGAGUUGGUGCCCAGGUUCAGGCUGACUUCGAGUUCUUCCGCAUCCAGGCGGAGGAAAGGGAGCGCGAGACUGAAGCGGAGCUGAGAAAAGAGUUUGAGGAGAAGCUCCAGGUUGCAGAGGAGGCGCUCCAGGAGGCCAAAACUGAGCUCAGUGCUGCGCAGGAGGAGAACCUGAGGCUGGGCAAAGACCUGGAGCGAGUUGGGGAGCAGAUCCAGGAGCUGAACGCCAGAUGUGAGGAUCUUCGGGAAGCAGCCGACGAGGAGGAACGGAGGAAACUGGACGAGAGGCAGCGAGAAGAUGAGGAGAAGGAGAAAGAGGAGGAGGAGAGAAGGACAGAAAAGAACGGGGACCUGGAAAGAGAGAAAGCUCUCCUGGAGGAGCUGAAGGUACUGAGGGAGGAGCGCGAGCAAGCAGAGGAGGAGAAGAGGCGAGCUGUCAAAGAGGAGCGGGAGCAGUGGGAGCAGAAGCUGAUCGAUCUAACCGAGGAGGAGGAGGACACGAGGAAGAAGAUAGAGGCUGCGUGGCGGGAGGAGCGGCGGAGAUGGGAGGAGAGGGAGGAGGAGGAGAAGAAAGGGAUGCACAGCGCCCUGCGAGAACGAGUGAAGAGGGCUGAAGCGGAGGUAGAGAGCCACUUAGAGAGGCUGGCUGAGAACAAGAGGAGCACGGUGAAACUUCAGGAGCGAAUCCAGGAUUUGGAGGAGGAGCUGGAGCUGGAUCGAAAGUGCGUGCUGGAGGCGGAGGGCGUGGCUAAACGGGCAGAGGAGGAGCUAGCGGUCGCCAAGGAGAGGCUGCUGCUGCAGGAGGACGAGCUGCAGAGCAGAGCAGAGGAGCUGCUGAAUCACGGCGGCUGUGAAGUGUGUGUUUGUGCCGAGCUGGAGGAGCUGAAGAGUCAGGUGGCUCGUCUGCAGAGCAGGAACAGAGAGCUGGAGCUGCAGAGCAGCGGCCGAAACAGCGACCACGCCCGGCAGAUCCGACAGCACGCUGAGGCCCUGUCCAGUUUGCGCUCCGAGAUGGUGAGAGCACAGACGGAGGAGCUGCGCCGCGUCCAGAAGCACGCCGACGACGAGAGGGACAGGCUGCUGAAGGAGACCGAGGAGGAGAGGGACAACCUGCAGAGGGAGAAGGAGCAGCUCGAGAAGGACAGGAGCAGACUGCGCGGAGAAAGAGACGAGGAGAAGGAGGCGCUGCACAAGGAGGUGGAGGAGCUCAAGGUGCGCGUGAGGAGAGAGAAGGAGGAGGAGGUGGAUCGGAUGUGCAAAGAGCUGGAGGUGGAGAGGGUCCGGGUCCGCUCCCAGCUCUACAAGAACAUGGAGCAGGUGGAGACGGAGCGAGCCAACGUCCAGCAGAAGCUGGAGGAGGAGAAGAGGAGGCUGGUGGAGAAGGCGGAGGAGGACAGGAAGCGGCUGAAGGAGCAGGUGCGGAAGGCCAUAGAGGAGGUGAUGAGGAGGCACGCGGCUGAACUCAACAGCGUCCAGGAGGCUCUGAGCUCGGAGAGGAAGACCAACCAGGAGGUGUGUGCACGUUUGGAAGAGGAGCGGAGAGCUGCUGAGGAGCUGCGCAGUGGGCUGGAGAAGGAAAGAGAGAAGCUGAGGAUGAAGCUUAAGGACGCCUCCUCCGAGGUCUGUAGGUUGGAGGUCGUGAUCCAGCAGAACGACAAAAAGGAAAAAGUGGCCUCCGAGGUGGCGCCGUCGUGCGAGGCGCAGUGCUCCCGUCUGGAGGAGGAGCUCCAUCAGGCCCGGAGUCGACUGGCUCGAGUCCAGGAGGAGGCGGAGAGGCAGCGGGACAGACAACAGAAGGAGAUCUCGUCCCUGAGGGCUGACAAGCACCGGCUGGAGGAGAAGGUCCUGGAGCAGAGCCGGAUGAACACGGAGAGGAGUCUGCUGGAGCAGAACCAGAGGCAGACGGAGGAGCGGAUCAGAGUCGAGUGCGAGGAUCGCCUCAGAGCGGAGUUCAGGAUCGAGAUGAACGCCGCCGUCGCUGAGAGCGAGCAGAGGUGGCAGGACCGAGAAGAGGAGCUGCAGAGCCAAACGUCGGAGCUGCAGGCUCAGCUGACGGAGCUGCAGGCACAGCUGGAUAAAAAGAAGGCGGGACAAGGAGACGAUUGCCACGGCAACCCUGAAAUUGACAGAUUGAGAAAGGAGGUUCAAGAAACCAAGGAGAUAAAUAAGAAACUAAGGGAUCUGCUGCAGGAGCCUCAGACCCAGUCUCUGGCGGAGGAGAGACACAAUCAUGCCGCAGCGCUGCAGGCGCUGGAGAGGCAGGCGAAGGAAGAUCUGCUCUCUGAGAUCAACAGACUUAAGACAAUGCACCACCUGGAGCUCGGUAACACACACACACACCAGAUAGAGGACCUCCAGGCCCAGCUACAAGCGCACACACAGAUGAUGGCUCUGCAACAAGACCUGAAGCAGCAGAACCAGAACCAGGUGUUUGAGCGGCAGCUGGACGAGAGUCGCUGCGCCAUGCUGGAGCUGCAGAGAGAAAACGCAGCGCUGAAGAAACAACUCAAGGAGCGAUCGGUGCAGAAGAAUUCAGAGGUGGAGGAGAAGGAGGAGGAGAGCACAGAUGUGAGGAAGACGAGAGACGCUCAGCUGGAGGAGGAAGCACAGCGCCUGAAGGAGGAGGUGGAGAAACUGAGGGUGGAGAUGGAGAAACUGGAGGAGUCCCAGAAACACUGGGAGGACAGGAAAGAUGACGACAUCAAGGAAGAGGAGGUGGACGAGGAGAAGAAGAAAGAACGGGAGGAGGAGAAGAGGAGAGAGGAGGUGGAGGAGCUCAGGAGGGAGCACAAGAGGGAGAUGCAGAGUUUGAUUUCGGAGUACAGCAGCGCCCAGAACCACCUGCAGGCUCGGAUCGUGGCUCUGGAGAACGAGCUGCGUGAGCGGGAGGAGCGGUGCAGGAGGAGGGAGCCUCCAUGUGACGACCCGCAGCUGGGGAGACUUCAGGAGCGGCUGAUGGAGCGAGACCAGCUCAUCAAACGACUGGUGGAAGAGAGGCAUCAGCUGCAGCUUCACCCCCCUGUUGCCGGGGACAACAGCUCCCUCAGGCCUCGUGACAACAAGUCCCGCCCCGGGAGUGUCACGCCAACCAUGAGGAAAAAGGAAGUCGAGUCGCCUCCACGUGUCACCAGCAUCCCCUGCGCUUCUAUCUACGACAGGAACAUCUUCCCCCAUUCCUCCUCCUCCUCCUCCCAUCCACACUCCUCAACUCUCCCCCAUCAGUCCAGCUCCCACCCUCAUUCCUCUUCUCACUACUCCACCUCCUCUCUUCCACACAAGCACACCUCCCUCUCCCUGAGCCAACAUUCCUCUCCCACCAUCCCUCGGUCCACCAGAUCCCGGACGUCCUGCAUCCCCCCCACCCCGGCGCCGACUGCUCCUCUCCCCGUCUGCCCAUCGCCGCAGACGGGCAUCCGAUACGUGUCCCCCUCCUGCCAGGAUCCACACACACACUUCCAAGGCCAUUCGAUCAGGGGUCCGUAUCUGGAGCUGAGGGGGACAGAAGGGCUGAAGCAGGAGUGGUUCACCAAAUACUUCUCCUUCUGAGCACAAAUACAUGCAAAAAAACACAACUGCUGCAAGUGCAUCUCAUAUACAGCUCAUUGCUUCCUGUACAAACUGCUUCUAACAGAAACAAACUUUUUAAAGCACAGAGACAUGAGCACGACAACACAGUAUUUAUGGGCUCAUCACCAGCAAGGCCAUCUCAAACAUUGCCUCAAAGUUCAACCAAAAAGUGCUUCUCAACACAUGCCUGACCUCUUCUGAGAACAUGAGUCUGCCGGGUCUUAUUUAUACAGUUUGAAAUCUCUUGUGCUUCUUUUUAUAAGGCAGUCUUCCUUUUUUUAAACACUGCUGUUUCUCUAACCCCAUCACAGAGUUACUCCAAGCAAGUGAACUGUUUUUUUUUUUUAAUCAA
This is a messenger RNA of Nematolebias whitei (Rio pearlfish), 4246 nucleotides long. It is a transcript of the gene fam184b, whose product is annotated as family with sequence similarity 184 member B. NCBI's taxonomy places the organism in Eukaryota, Metazoa, Chordata, Actinopteri, Cyprinodontiformes, Rivulidae. The record is from RefSeq and is a predicted model, not a curated record. The transcript is spliced from 18 exons. The coding region runs from base 1 to 3873 and encodes 1290 amino acids.